GCGCUCGGAUGCGAUAACUCUAUAGUGACCCUCUAUGACGAAUAUCCCAUGGCUUUCUUCGGUUUCGAAACCAGCAAUCUAGAGCAAGAGAAGGAAAAGUUCCUGUCGGGCAAGUUGAACGAUGAAGGGGUUGCCGAAUACACAUGGGGCGAGGACAGCUAUGAUGGUCUCGGGGAUAUACUGCAGGAGCAGAAGGAUGAAUUGAAUGAUGAGACUUUUGGUGUCGGAGACGUCGGCAAGGACUUCGACUUCACGCAGCAAGUCCUGCCGGAUGAUGUCCCUCCUGAGAUGCGAAAGGCCGCGGCCACGCAACCUGCCAACGGUCAUGCUCAGGAAAGGUCAUUUUCUCCUCCACAGAGCGAACAACAUUCAUCGCAAGCGCCGCCGUCCUUGCAGUCCCUCUGGGAUAACAAGUCCCCGUUCUCUGUUCUCCCGCGCACGUCCGGCAAUGCUGUUCGUCCUUCAGAGCACCACCCUCGACAUGCUGGGUCGCCCGAUCAGUCGCCAUUCCUGAACCAAUCUCAGUCGACACAAUCUACGUUCUCUCCAUUCUCUGAUGUGCCCGGUCCUGUUCGGCAGUCUCCUGCUUUAGCCUAUGAGCCGUCGUUGUCUCGAGUGGGCUCUGGCAUGGAGGUCCGGACGCUCCAGGAGAUCGAAGCGGAAAUGAGGGCUGGUGCAAUGCGCGCUCGUGAAACACCUCAACUGCGGCAGCAGCUUCUACAGGCGCAAGCUCGGACGCCUCCUCCAAGGUUGCAUCCACAUGCGCAGUCGCCACGGUUCCAUCAGCUCCAGCAGCAUAUCCUAAUCCAGCAGCAGCAGCAGCAACAGCAGCAGCAGUUGCAAUUGCAGGACUUGCAGGAGCAACUUCGGAUGGAGGAGCUCGAGCGGCAGAUGCGAGCUCAGCAGAUUACUCAACUGCAGCAACAGCAGCAGCAGAUGCUCAUGAGGCGCCAAUCUCCUUCCGGCCCUACGUUAGCCGAGAUACAAGCAGCGCAGCAUCUGGCUCAAUUACAGCAGGAGCAGCGUCGACGCCAACAUUCGCCUGCACUGUCCGCGGAUCAGCGCUACCACAUUUCGCAGCCUGUGGAAGAUAAUUCGCAGUACCUACCACAGAAUAUCCAAAUGCAACAGAGGCUGCUCGCUGAACUGGCGCAUGCCGAGUUCGUACGUGACUACGGCACUCCUCAGACUCAAGAGGAACAAGAAGCCCUAAGGGCGGAAGCCGUGCGUAAGAUCAUGGAGGCAGAGCGUAUGGAGGAGAAGAGGAGACGAAAGGCUGCUAAGAUAGCUCACAUGUCUCGGUACAAUGAUCUGAUGACCCAAUCGGAUAAGGACUUCAUCACGCGGAUACAAGUAUCCCAGCUUGUCACGCAGGACCCGUACUUGGAGGACUUCUAUGCACAAGUAUAUGCGCAGCUAGUCCGGGCCCGAACAGGUUUGCGACAGGAAGAGCAACGGGUGCUAACAUUCGAUUCCGGAGUCGGCGUCGGGCUCGGAAUGCCAGGACAGCGACCUAGUGGUCGCAAGCACAGCGCAGUUCAGCGUAUGGAGGCCCAGGUGGAGCGUAUCGUAAACAAUGCCCGGCAGCGCGAGAAAGAGAAGGGGAUGCAGUCCCUCAACAGCCUGCAAGGCGCUCUGGGUAAGACAGCAGGCCGGAGUUAUAAGGCAGCUCCGCGGCAAUUGCUUCAAGUAGACUCGCCCAAGCCAAGUACCACCGGAAGUCAUCUUGAUGAGGAGGAGAGGAAAAAAGCAGGGGAGCAUGCAGCACGGGAAGCCGCUAAACUAGGGAGGGAAGCGCUUGAACGGACUCACGAUACACAGGAUCUUGUCAGGAAAGACCCGCUGAACCGCUUUGACGUCCUAGUGAUCCUUGAACGGCUGUACGAUCUGGUCUUGCGAGUGGGGCAAUUACCUUCGGAUGAGCCAGAUGAGGAUGGCGCCGGAGAUGCUGAGGAGCGGCCUGAGAAACUCGAGAGGAAACAGCUCUUGGAAGAAAUUUACGACAAUCUGAGGGUCAAGCUUCCUAUUGAAACGAGUGAUCCUCACCCGUUCAUCUCCCUCAUUGGUCCAAUAAAAGGGAAAAGACUCAUUCCUCGCAUAUGGCCGCAUCUCGAGCAUGACCAAAUGGCCACUAUCCUCACGCUGCUCAUAGCAUGCUUCUCUCAGCUCGACGUCGUACGACAUGCAUUUAUCCUUGAUUCCUUGGAGGAUACGCCACAGAGAAGGGAGGUGGAUCAACAAACCACAGCUUUCAGCCAAUGCGUGAUGCAGAGCAUCGUGGGACUCAUCUCCAGGACUGAUCUAAAACUUUUGAAUGGAUUGGUCGGCCUUUUCUUCAACCAUGAUAUCGUUGCGAUAGCCCGGACGAAGCCCGGCUUGGAGAUGCUAAUGAUAUUCCUGGCUAGGGCAGAGAUGCUCCAGCAGAAUUUCUAUUCGGGCGCGGAGCCUAACGACACCCCAACACCCGAUGACAUGAGACAAUGGCGUGGCCUGUUUGACCUCAUGUUCGACAAACUCACCCCUCACUUGAUCGAACUGUUCCCAUCGGAGCGUGUCUUGCGCGCACAGAGCGGAGGAAACGCGCAGAUCCCACCGGAGUACAUGGAUACCGCUGCAUGGCGGUUCUUGGCCUCCGUGGGUCAGCAGGCGUCUGGUCCACAGCAGCAGAUUCUUGUAACUGCACUCAGGGAAAAGGUGCUGGACCUUGUCAUUGGCGUCAAGAGGGGAUGGGUGGCCGACGAAGAGGAAAGAGAGCUGAAGAUAACGAAUGUGAAUACUUUCCUGCACGCCCUUCAAUUAGAUAGUUCUCAGAUCACUGUACCCUGACCCAUCUUGCUCUGCUUAUCUGGAUUGUAUAUGAGAUACAGAAGUGUAACAUGC
Molecule: messenger RNA, 2880 nt
Organism: Gloeophyllum trabeum ATCC 11539
Lineage: Eukaryota; Fungi; Basidiomycota; Agaricomycetes; Gloeophyllales; Gloeophyllaceae
Exons: 10
Coding region: 49-2826 (925 amino acids)
Biological process (GO): P-body assembly; deadenylation-dependent decapping of nuclear-transcribed mRNA
Cellular component (GO): P-body
Molecular function (GO): RNA binding
Source: RefSeq, a predicted model, not a curated record